Molecule: messenger RNA, 2171 nt
Organism: Nicotiana tabacum (common tobacco)
Lineage: Eukaryota; Viridiplantae; Streptophyta; Magnoliopsida; Solanales; Solanaceae
Product: rho GTPase-activating protein 3
Biological process (GO): signal transduction
Molecular function (GO): GTPase activator activity
Source: RefSeq, a predicted model, not a curated record
CGGUGGCCCCCUCACAGUCACCGGCCGGUCAAACUCAAACACAAAAGGAGUUUGUAUAUAUGUCCCUGCCAUUUCCAGGUAGGUCACGAGCUGAUGAUACAAAAAUCCAAAAAGACAGAGCAAUAUAAUAAUGCGUUGGUGUCCCCCCUUCCCUUACCCCUAUACCCAAUCCAUCUAUCGCUCUCAUUCCAACUAUUCCUAUUCACUCACUCUCAUGUCCAUAAUAAUUGUCCCCUCUAUCCUUCAUCUCCUUCACAAGCAAAGCAACCCCUCUUACCCCUUGUCAGUUCCAUCAUUACUAAUUCUUCGUAUUAAUAAUGCAUGUAUAUUAUCCUAUUUACACUUUUUCGUAACCUCUCCCCCAUCUUCGUUCCUUUGUUCAUAUAAUUGAGCAAAUUAAAUUCAGUUCUUAUACUAUUCUGCUGCUUGGAAUUAGUUAAUUCUCAAUGACUCGUCUGUUGCGAUCCAAGUCGUAUACAUUUGGCCGUGUCUCUGCUUCCAACUCCUCUGUUCUAGACUUGUCCCCUCGCUGCUCCUCUCUCUAUGACUACGAAGAAGUAGGUGAUGAGGAAGAAGGGGAAGAUGGGUUUUUAAGUCCGGAACAGAGGCAACGGAGUCGGGUUCGGGCUGCUGGUGGACGUCAGAGCAAUCAUAACAACCCCUCUCCAAUUCUGGCGGUAGUUGUGGCGGCGCUCCGGAAGUCGCUGGUGACUUGCAGUGUGGAUAGAGAUGACGUGGCUAACAUGGACAUUGGAUGGCCCACCGAUGUCUGCCACGUUUCUCAUGUCACCUUCGAUCGCUUCGAUGGCUUCCUUGGCCUCCCUAUUGAGCUCCAGCCUGAAGUCCCCCGUAAAGUCCCCAGCGCAAGUGUAAGUGUAUUUGGGGUUUCUGUCCAGUCAAUGCAAUGUUCAUAUGACCUUAGAGGAAACAGUGUGCCAACAAUUCUUCUUAAACUGCAAAGUCAUCUGUAUACUGAAGGAGGCCUGCAAGCAGAAGGAAUAUUCCGGAUAAAUGCUGAGAAUAGUCAAGAAGAAACUGUGAGGAGCCAGCUGAAUAGAGGCAUUGUUCCAUAUGGAAUUGAUGUUCAUUGUUUGGCCGGAUUGAUUAAGGCAUGGUUUAGGGAGCUGCCUACAGGUGUACUAGAUUCUCUAACCCCGGAGCAGGUGAUGCACUGCAACACUGAAGAAGACUGCACCCAACUUGUGAACUUACUUCCUCCAACUGAAGCUGCACUGCUUGACUGGGCAAUCAAUUUAAUGGCAGACGUUGUGCAUAAUGAACAUUAUAACAAGAUGAAUGCAAGGAAUAUUGCCAUGGUUUUUGCUCCAAACAUGACUCAGAUGGCUGAUCCAUUGACUGCACUGAUUCAUGCAGUCCAAGUCAUGAACCUCCUUAAGACACUCAUUAUGAAGACCCUUCGUGAAAGAGAAGAAUCACAUGUGACAUGCCAAAUACAGUCGUCAUGUGCUAAUAUUUCCAGUUGCAUGGUAGAUUAUGUGGAUGGCUAUUCUUGUGAAAAACAAAAUGCUGGUAAACUCUCAAGAAGUGCCACGUUAGACAGAACAGAAUGUGAGUCGGGGGAGCAAUUCUGGAACUGUAAGAGUACAAGUGAUGCUGGAGAGGAAUGUGAUUCUGUUGUGAGGACCUCUCCAGUUGCUCGCAGAAGACAAACACUAGAGAGUAGGUUUAGAGAGGGAUUUGACACUGAGGAGGGUGAGAACACAAUGAUUAGACUUAAUUUAAGGAAGGGAAUGCAAAAGCUAUACAGGCAUCCUGUAUUUCAACUGAGUAAGCCAGUGAAGAAGAGCAGACUUAUCGGGACUGUAAAUAGUAGGAGAGGAGGUGGAGAAGCAUUGGCAUGAGAUGGGUGACCUCAGGAUGGGAUCUGUUAUCUCUUUGAUCGUUAAUAUUUGCUGCAGUUUGUACUAAUAUUGGCAUCAGUAAUGUUUGAUCCAUAAUCUAGUGAGAGAAGCAUUUUAUUUGUAGAGUGUUCCAGGUACUAACUUGUAGUUUGAUGAACAUAUUGAUGAAGAUGUGCUUCAGAGUAUAAUUUGUUACUUCAUUUGCCAGCUACCCUAGAGCAACAACAGCAUUAGGGGAAUUAUGUAUACUUGGUAAUGUUGGACUCUAAUAUUAGAAAUGAGCAGAAAGCAGUAUUGUUUACAUUUAAA